Heterobilharzia americana is the source of this 5271-nucleotide messenger RNA. NCBI's taxonomy places the organism in Eukaryota, Metazoa, Platyhelminthes, Trematoda, Strigeidida, Schistosomatidae. The record is from the annotation of a GenBank genome assembly.
AUGCACUGUUACAAGCGAAAUCCCAUAUACAGUAAAUGGUUUAAAGAUAAACAGAUUAUAACAGGAUACCCUGACGAAAACAAGGUUUACAAUUUCCCAACUAGUGUUCUAUACACCAUUACUGAUGCAAACGAAGAAUCUCAAGGAAUUUAUACCGUUGAAGUAAUACCUACAAUUGCUGAUGGUGAGAAAAAAGUUGAAGGCCAGUAUCAAGAUGACGUAUCUGUUAUUAUAUUACCUCCUCCUCCACGUGUUCUAAUACCACGUAAUGCAAGUGUUGAGCCUAGAACAGACGCCAUACUCACUUGUAAUAUAUUCAGUUUAAAUGAAAAUGUUGAAGUUAAAUGGUAUCGUGGCUUGGAACCAAGAUUCGAACUAAAAAGUGGUCGAAGACACACAAUUAAAUUAAACCAAGAUACACCUCCUGGUGGUUUGACUUCUGCUUUUACAAGCACAUUGACAAUAAGAACUGCAACUGAAAGUGAUUCAGGGAAGUAUAUUUGUGAAGCAGAACAUAAAGGUGGAGUUAGCGAAGCUGAUGGAUUUCUCAUUAUUCACACUCGUCCUGUCGUAACUUCCGAUGAAGAGAUUAUCACGUUCAAAGAGGGAAGUGCACUUGUCUUAAGUUGUCGUUCAGAAGGAGCACCAAAGCCCAAAAUUAUAUGGGCCUACAAUGAUGUACCGAUUACGAUAUCUACUGAUGAUGACCAACGUAUAACAAUCAUUGAAGAAUUCUUUGAGUCAAGAUUGAUUAUUCGUCCUGCGAAAGCUGGUGAUGCCGGUAACUAUUCCUGCAUAGCUGUUAAUUCAGCCGGUAACAGUACAAUGCAAAUUGUUGCCAAUUUCAUAUCGCUGCCGAAAAUUGACAAACUAGAAAUAUCUACACCACUACCAGUAGAAGGCCAGGAACAAAUAUUCACCUGUCACGUUUCCGGGAAACCGAAACCUAAAGUAAAAUGGGAUUUUAAUGGCAGUCCAGUUACUAGUAGUCCAGGCAUCCAUAUUGAUGAGGAGACAGGAGUACUUAAACUACUUUCAGUUCGUCAGGAUAUGAAAGGAGAGUGGACAUGUCUUGCUGAAAAUAUUGCUGGUUAUACAAGAGAGUCUGUUCUAAUGGAUGUUGGAUUCCCACCAAAAGUGCUUACAGAUUUCACCAGUUCAAAAGUGUUAGCUGAAUUUGCAAUGGACACAACUUUGAGUUGCCCAGUGACUGGUCAACCACUUCCCAGUGUUAAAUGGUAUCGAGUUACUGGAUCAGGAAAUAUACCAUUGAGUUUUGGGGACCGUUAUAUCUUACAGGCUGAUAAUUCUUUAUUAAUACAUGAUGUCAAUAUGGAGGAUGGAGGUGUUUUUCUCUGUGAAGCUGUUAACAUGUAUGGUAAAGUUGGUUAUUCGGUUACCGUUGACAUUGGUGGCACUAAGGCUCCAUCAAUUUCAUUUACACAACCUAAACAAUUAGUUUUAUUGGGUACACAAGAGAAACAAAUUAUCUGCAAUGUCCUAGAUGCUAAACCAGCUGCCACUGUUAUCUGGUUAAAAGAUAAUCAACCGAUUGAUACACGAACAAGCGAUAAAUACUUUUUGGAUGGAUUCAAUUUGAUUGUUCGAGAUAUAGAAAUUGAAGAUGAAGGGAUCUAUACAUGUAUUGCGCGCAAUGUAGUUGGAAAAGCUAAAUUCGAUAUUGAAUUGGAUGUUCAAGCUAAACCCCAGUUUUCAGAUUCAUCAGUUGGAGGUAAAAUCGAUGUAACACAGGGGGACAAUUUAGUUCUGGAAUGCAAAGUUGAAGGCGAUCCAAAACCAAUUGUUGAAUGGCGUAAAGAUGGUCCAGCUAUUGUCAUUUCACCUGAUGGAUAUACAUUGACAGUAUAUUCAGUUACCGAUGCUGUCGCCGGAAGCUUUACCUGUUCUGCUAUUAAUGUUCAUGCAAUUGAAUCAAAAGAAUUCGAGAUCACAGUUAAAACACCACCUGUUAUAUCAAAGGAAGGUAGCGCCGAAUUUGAAUUAGGAAAUCAAGAAGUUGGUUUGUUGACAUGUAUCAUUGCUAUCAGUCAGCCACCAGCUAAAAUAACUUGGUAUAAAGAUGGUAGACCUUUGGAACAAAUUCCUGGACGUAUCAGUUUCCUUGAUCAUGGACACACAGUUGAAAUACGGGGUAAAGAUGAAGAUGACUCAGGAUCGUAUGAGUGCCGGGCUGAAAAUGUGGCUGGGGGAGACUCUAGAUUUUAUCAAGUAACUGUGUUAAUCCCACCAGAGAUUACAACAAUUGGUACAUCUACUCGUCGACUUGUUCAACCAGGCCAUAAGCUAGAACUUGAAUGUGGUAUGACCGGUUAUCCAGAACCCAAAUUAACAUGGUAUUGGAAUGGCAAACCAUUAUCUGGUACAGAUGACCAACAAGAAACAAUUGCAUCGAGUUUAGGCAUGCAAAUAAUUAAUAUGAGUCCUGAAAGAAAAGAUUUAUUUAUACAAGAAAUGAGCACGGCUCUACAAGGAAAUUAUACGUGUACAGGUAUGAAUAAAGGAGGUUCAACUGACUUGACGUAUGAAGUGAUAUUACUCGAAAAACCUCGAAUCGAUAGUUUGAAUGAAAGAGCUGUUGUAUUCGUUAACAAUACAAUAACAUUGACUUGUGAAGCAACGGGCAGUCCACCGCCAAAUAUUACUUGGCUAUUCAAAGGGAAACCACUGGAUUUACACAAUGAUCUAGGGUAUCGAUUAGUUGGUCCAAAAAAUUUGAUGCUUUUAUCAGCGAAGCCCUACCAAGGUGGUGAAUAUGAAUGUCUUGCAGAAAAUGAAGCUGGAACAGCACAUGCGUUAACUAUUUUAACUGUUUUUGAACCAACUGGUGAAAGAAAUAUGGCACAAAAUCUUACAAUUAGAACAAUACAUAUGGGUGGAAAUAUCACAUUCACCUGUGUUAUGAGUUCGAAUCCACCAGCGCAAAUUAAAUGGUUUAAAGAUGAAGAAGACAUUUAUAGUGUUAUGCCACAAGAUCGCUUUUCAAUUAGUGCUGAUGGGUCAGCCCUAACCAUACUUGAUGUUCGUCUUGAGGACCAAGGUCAAUUUAAAUGUCUUGCCGUCAACAUACCUGGAUCCUGGAACUAUCAUUAUACACUUGAAGUAACAUCGUCUCCUGGUAUAUUAAGACAUUCGUCCUCUCCACCUAAAGUGAAUGUCAACGAUGGCCAGGAAUUACGUCUACAGUGUCUAGCUACAGCAAACCCAGAGCCAAUCUACCAGUGGUUGAAAGAUGACACACCUCUGGCUCGUACAGAUGUUGCCAAUUUAAGCAGCCGUUAUGAACUUCAUGAUCAAGGACGACUUUUAUUAAUAAGAGGUGUUCAAACACAUGAUGCAGGACGAUUCACUUGUGUGGCUAGUAAUCCCGUUGGAGAAGAUAGACUAGAUGUCGAAGUUCAAGUUUCAUCUUCUCCUAGAUUUCUUGAUGGCUUAGACCAUGAGUCCCCAGUACUAGAAAGAGGUAAACCGAGUUAUUUGUGGUGCAAUGUCACUGGACACCCGGAACCAGAAAUCCGUUGGGAAUAUGAUCUCCCAUCCACUGGUCCAGGUGAUCGUAACAUACAACAGCGCUUGAGCGGCCGGCAAUUAAUUUUGCCAAAUGUUGACUAUGGUGUCAUAACUCGUUACAUUUGUACUGCUAAAAAUAAAGCUGGUGAAAUUAAACGAAUAUUUGAUCCAACCUUAGUAUAUUCACCGGUUAUUAUUGGACCAGAGGGGAAGAAUCCCAGACAAGUCUUGCAGAACUCAAGUGCACGUUUGAUUUGUGACUGGGAAGCAUCACCGAGAGCUAGAGUGGAAUGGUUCAAAGAUGGUGAAUUAAUUACUGUAGAUACAUUUCCGAAUGCUAACAUUUCCGUUGGAGAUACACAGCUUUAUCUUACCGAUGUGCAAACUUCGGACGCUGGAAAUUAUCGUUGUGUAGUAAGCAAUGAAUACGGUGUAGCUAAACGUCAAUGGCUUGUACAAGUAAUGUCGCCACCAUCUAUCAGAUUUUCAAGUCCUGAAGGAGAACACAGUGUUGCACUAGGAUCUAAUUUAGCACUAUUUUGUGUUGCAACUGGUCAUCCAUUGCCUAAGAUUACAUGGACAAGAGAUGGAAAACCAAUUAGCGGUGCGAAAUAUACAAUCAGUGAAGAUUAUAUUCACUUAAGACUUACUGAUGUCGAAGAGAAUGAUGGUGGUCGGUACGCAUGUCAUGUGAUGAGUGAAUAUGGACAAGUCUCAAAAACAUUUGAUGUUAAAGUUACUUAUGGACCUCGGUUGGAUCCAGAUGGACAAUUACAAUAUAGUUUGGAGCGUACUGUUGGUGCUAGUGCACUUCUUGAGUGUCUUGUAUCCGGUAAUCCUAGACUAAAGAUUGAAUGGUUUAAGGAUGGAGUACCACUUGAUCAACUUUCCUACAGAUAUCGUUUGAUAAAUCAAGAUCGUCAAUUAGAAAUAAUAUCAAUGCAACCGACAGACGCUGGUCGUUAUAGAUGUGUUGCGAAAAAUAACUACGGUCAGCUAGAAAUCAACACAGAUGUUUCAGUCGGAGCUCCAGCUCGCAUUGAUCGUGGACGUGUACGUACGGAAUAUACAGUUCGUGAGGGAGAUGAACUUGUACUGCCAUGUCCUUCUACUGGAUCACCAAUACCGAAACUUCACUUUUCUCGUACUGGUGAACCUCGUCUGGGCGGUAGAUAUGACGAUAGUUCAGGAAUAAUUAAAUUAUCCAGACAAACAGAUAAUCUGCCAAAACAUUCUGUUGUAUCUCAGGAUCGUCAGUCAUUGACUAUUUUCCGUACAUCAAAAAGUGAUAGCGGAUCAUAUCAAUGCAAUGCAAGCAAUGCCGUUGGAUGGGAUAUUAUGGAAUACAGUGUACGAGUUCGUGUUCCUCCAGCAUUCGACACAUCGAAUGUGCAACCUGAAGUACAUUGGUUUGUUAAUCAAACUCGAUCACUUGAUUGCACAUUGAUGGACGGAGUUGAUCCACCACCACAAAUUAAAUGGGAACGAAAUAAUCUGCCAAUAGUGAAUGGACCAGACAUUCAAGUGUCUGCUGAUGGCAGUAAAAUAACAGUGCCUCUUGUACAAACACGAGAUGCUGGAGAAUAUGUUUGUCAUGCUCAAAAUGAAGUUGGCAAAUCCACACAAAUAUUUAAUGUACUCAUUUAUGAUAAUAAGACAGAAAGUAUAAUCAUCAGAGCUAUUUCCGGAUAUUCAUUUAGUGAUAUUCAUCUAAGCAUUAAAACUAUACUUGUUCAACAAUAA